Messenger RNA from Polypterus senegalus (gray bichir), 2880 nucleotides. RefSeq names its product dymeclin (gene dym). Gene Ontology annotation, cellular component: Golgi apparatus. The transcript has 20 exons. The record is from RefSeq and is a predicted model, not a curated record. Bases 453 to 2627 code for a protein of 724 amino acids. Gene Ontology annotation, biological process: Golgi organization. Lineage: Eukaryota; Metazoa; Chordata; Cladistia; Polypteriformes; Polypteridae.
UUACAAUGGGCACUCUGCCAUCUACUGUUGCCUCUUUAGAGUGAACCUGUCGAAGGUCAGCACUUGAAGCAACUGCAGUAAGAAUUAGCUGGAGUGGAGAGAAGAUGACAUAUUGAGCUGUAUGCUUUGUGGGAGCCUGUCACAAAUGGCUCUUGGAGUGACUUUUUCCAGGCAUGUCCUUAGGUGGUUUGUGCUUCCACAGUCCACAUGGCACAAUUGGCAUUUUGGAGAUCCAGCGCUCUGUUCAGGAUGGUGCAGGGUACCUUUGUAGUGGAGCUCAAGUGGAACAAGCCUCCUGGGAAGUCAGUCGUAAAGGUCGAUCGCUCACUUGAGACGUCGGAGUUCUCCUAUGGCUACACAGGCUGAUCCGGGCUGCCAUCAGCACCCCAUGCGAGAUUCCAUAUUCAAGACAUGAGGCUGUGAACACUUUUUCCUCCUUGUCUAUUUACAACAUGGGCGCUAAUACCAGCAGCGUAACAGAACUUGCAGAAAACGAGAACUUGAGGAAGCUAACUGGUACCGAGCCUAUUUCUGAGAAUGACCCCUUCUGGAACCAGCUGAUCUCCUUUUCAUUUAUCAGCCCCACUAACAGCGAAGACGCAAAACAUCUAGAAGAAACUGCCACCAUUCUUUCAAAGCUGUUAAUUGAGAACAAUCCAAGAACUGGCAAUUUCAGGGCCCUUGUCAAAGUGUUUCUCAGCAGAACCAAAGAGUUGAAAAUCUCCACAGAAUGCCAAGAUCAAUUGUUUAUUUGGCAAGCCCACAAUGCCUUGUUCAUGAUCAGAUGUUUAAUAAAGGUGUUUGUGGGCCUAAUGCCAGAAGAAGAGCUGCAGUUACAGUUUACGUACCAGGAGAGGGCACCAGGAACCUGUGAUGAAGAAGGAGAUCUUCUGGAGGAGAUGAUCUGUAACCUUGUACAUCUUAUUACAGAAGUACCCUUAUUGGACAUCACAUAUAAUAUCCUCUUUGAGGCUGUGACUACUUUGCUGACAUUACUGUCCUACCAACUCUUCCAGAAGGAGAUCCUGAGAGAGAACGUUAUUUACAAAUACCUUUCACAAGGUCAAUGCCUUUCUCUGACCAGUAGGCUUGUAAAGACUUUGUUGUAUAAUUUCAUCCGACAAGAGAAAUGCCCAUCUCCUGUUGCCCACAUUUUUCAGCCACAAACAGAAGGUGCCGGGUUACUUUAUGGACUUGCGUCGGGUGUUGCCAGUGGUCUUUGGACAGUUUUUACAUUAGGGGGAGCUGCAAGUAAACAAAGCCCUGAGAAAGAUCAUCCACUUCCAUUGCCCAAUCAGAGCCUUUUGUUACUACUUGUACUGGCCAACUUGCCUGAUGGACCGGAUACUCCUAACCCUUACAAGCAGGCCAUUAUGUCCUUCAGAAACACACAAGAUAGCUCUUCACUUCCCUCUCCUAAUCCACAUUCUUUCCAGAUCAAUUUUAACAGCCUUUAUACAGCACUGUGUGAUCAGCAGAAAUCUGAUCAAGCCACCCUACUUCUGUACACGUUGCUUCAUCAGAAUACUAAUGUCAGGACUUACAUGCUUGCUCGGACCGAUAUGGAAAAUCUAGUGAUGCCCAUUUUGCAGAUUCUCUAUCAUGUAGAAGAGAGAAAUUCACAUCAUGUGUAUAUGGCACUCAUCAUUUUGUUAAUUUUGACGGAAGAUGAUGCAUUUAAUCGAUCAAUUCAUGAAGUGAUUUUAAAAAAUAUUACAUGGUACACAGAGCGGGCCCUGACUGAAAUUUCCCUUGGGAGUCUCUUAAUUCUGGUGGUCAUCCGCACUAUUCAGUUCAACAUGACAAGAACAAGGGACAAAUAUCUUCAUACCAACUGUCUGGCGGCAUUAGCCAACAUGUCUGCUCAAUUCCGCUGUCUUCACCAGUAUGCAGCUCAGAGAAUUAUCAGUUAUACCUGCUGCCAAAUGCGGAGAUACUUGUAUAUCUUGGAUACAAUGUAUUUCCCCCACUCCCAUUGCACUACGCUGCAGCAGUGUUUCGCAUCCCUGGGUGACACGGGAGAGGAGCUCAUGCACUUUACUUGCUCUUACAUUCUCAGGUCCUAUGCUUCCAGUUUAUUUGCCCUUUUGUCUAAAAAACACAACAAAGUUCUGGAACAAGCUACACAGUCUUUAAGAGGGCCGUUUGCCUUGGAUGAAAACUCUUCACUUCCAGACUAUGCCCAGGAUUUAAAUGUAAUUGAGGAAGUGAUCCGCAUGAUGUUGGAAAUCAUCAAUUCCUGUUUAACCAGCUCUCUACAUCACAACCCCAACCUGGUUUAUGCCCUUCUCUAUAAACGUGAACUAUUUGAGCAGUUCAGAACCCAUCCUUCCUUUCAAGAUAUCAUGCAGAAUUUGGAUAUGGUGAUUGGCUUUUUCAGCACCCGACUUGAGCAGGCUGGGACAGACCUAUCCGUGGAACGUGUGCAGGAGGUUAUCAAGCAAGGUGCAGUGGCUUUGCCAAAAGACCGCCUUAAAAAAUUUCCAGAGCUGAAAUUCAAGUACGUGGAAGAAGACCAGCCAGAGGAGUUCUUCAUUCCUUACGUGUGGUCACUGGUGUACAGCUCCGGAGCGGGCUUGUACUGGAGCCCACCGAGCAUCGAGCUCUUCACCAUGGACUCCGGCUGAGGGCCUCGAGGAGUGAAAAGAAACGCCUGACCUCCUGGGAAGCACAGCAUGCUGAGAAGACUGCCACCUAGCUGUAGGUUAUUGGAUAGACUCCUUUUAAAAUGAAAUGAUUUAGGCCGCUUAAACUCGUCAAGCCAUGUUGUUAGAUAAAAACAGGUAACUAUAUCUACAUUUACAUAUACCUUAUAUGUGUGUGUGUGCGUGUGUCUGUCAGUGUGUGUAUAAUACACACACACAUAUACACACUGAAUAU